Molecule: messenger RNA, 4149 nt
Organism: Cylicocyclus nassatus
Lineage: Eukaryota; Metazoa; Nematoda; Chromadorea; Rhabditida; Strongylidae
Source: the annotation of a GenBank genome assembly
AGAUUACGUGUUCAGAAAUGGUCUAUCUCGUUUCUACAGUACUUCACAAUAUAUGAUAGAUUUCACAUUUCUUCUGUUGUCUCAAUAUGAUUGCAAUAAUAUUUCAAGGAACCAUAGAAGAGCAGCUUCCUCACUAAAUAUGGGGCCAACUAUGGCUCUGGUGCUGGUGUCCGUCGCGGGACUUACACUUGCUGUCGGAAACGACGAGGUGUUCACAAACACGCCAGGAGCCGGACCAUACUACGUGAAAGAACACAUGGUGGGACCGACUCUGAAGUGCUCCGUGCGAAACAAGUUUGCCGACCGAGCACGCUAUCAAGUGCAGUGGCAGCGCUACAAUAAAGGCAACCUCAGGUAUAUCUCCAUCAACGACCAGCUUCUCGACGCAGCCCACUUUGAACUGGUCGGAGACAUCUCUAGUGGAGUGUACGACCUUAAACUCAAGGAUGUUGCUCAGAGUGCAGUCGAGGGCUCCUACUACUGCACUGUUCUUGAUCGUCAAGAAACAGAGCAAUACCAGGCCGAACCUGCUGAAGUGAUCGCUCUAGUUCCUCCUAGCGAUCCGAUCAUCACGGAGUCACCCUCACAGGCUGUCACUGAUGGAGACAGUGUGUCGUUCAGAUGCACUUCUACAGGCGGUAGUCCUCCUCCUACGAUGAGUUGGAUAUUCUUGAAUGGUAGUGCUGCUGAUGCGAAGCAUGUGAGUACUCUUUCCCGUGGAGCUGAAUCUGAAAGCACUUUACACUUCCGUGUCCGAUCGGAAGACAAUAGCGCGUAUGUUGUCUGUGCUGUCACCAACAAGGCAAUUGAGUUCGAACAACCUAAAGAAGCCCGAUCACCUCGGCUGAAUGUUCUUUUCAAACCUCGUGUGAAAGUCUCUCCCGAUCAGGAAGUUGCCAUAGAAGAUGGAAAGCAAAUUGACCUAGUCUGCGAUGCCGAUUCAAACCCCUAUCCACCCAGCUAUGAGUGGAAGCAUCUGCCUUCCGGGGAAGUCUACGCAGCUUCAAAGUGGUCUAUAACCGCAAGUCGCAACAUGAGCAAUGAUUUUGAAUGUCGAGCCAGUAACAGUGUAGGAGAAGGAAGCGCUAUUCUCACGCUCAAUGUACAGUAUGCUCCUGUAGUCACAACGAAGCCACGGCUCAACCCUAAGGAAGGCGAACGAGUUCAGGUCGAAUGUGUAGUGGAUUCAAACCCACAAACCUCCGAAAUAAAAUGGACAGGACCUCAAGGGCUCGUUUCCGAGGGUCCCAUUUUGGUGCUGAAGAGCGUGUCCAGGGAGCAGACAGGAAACUACACUUGUACGGCGACAAAUUACCUAAACAUCUACGGAGAAACGGGCUCGCAAACGCGAACCGGAUCUGCAGUGACCAUGAUUGACAUACAACGACCACCAGGACAAGCCGAGAUUACACCACAAAAGCUGAAUGUAGAAGUUGGUGGGACUAUUAGUCUCACUUGCUCCACACAUGAUCCUGGUAGUCCACCCGGGAGUUUCAAGUGGGCGUCGCCGUCGUCCGGUGGCCUUUUCGGAAUCCGUGACCACGAUCACACGCAGCUGACUGUCCGAAACGCGCAGCUCGCCGACAACGGUCGUUAUCGUUGCCGGGCGGACAACACGCAUGGAAAAGGCAAAGAAGCCGUGGUGGAUGUGACUGUCAUCGAACCGGCGUGGAUUUCUCGUCAUUUGACAAAGGAGCGACUGCUCAAAAUGGAACAGCCCGGAAGUGUUCUUGAAUGCGAAGGAAAGGGGUAUCCAGCACCGAGCUUCCGCUGGUACAAAGAUGGGCAUCGGAUUGAUAGGAAACGCUACAAGAUUGAUACCGUAAUUGUCAAAUCUAGCUGUGGUGCACACUGUUCGCAAACAGCCACAAGUACGCUAUUAUUUGCGAAACCACUGAAAUGGGCAGACAAGGGGAACUACUCGUGCCGCGCUCUAAAUAGUCCGGACCAUAAGAGUGCAGACGACACUUCGUGGACUAUUGUACGAAUCAAUCAUGGACCAGUCAUACUGAAUCAACGCUUUCCGGAUGAAGGAAUUGCAGCGGCUGAUGUUGGCACCAUGGCACAAAUACGCUGCAUAGUGUCAGCUCGCCCUGAACCGAAAACGUUCAAUUGGAUGUUUGAUUCUGUUCCUAUUGAGGAAAACGGAAGAUAUUCCUUCCAAGUGAUUCCACAUUACGAUCGCGAUGAACAUGAAUACAUCCUACAAAUCUCCGACGUAGUCGAGAACGAUUAUGGUUCGUAUAUGUGCCGGGUAUCAAAUGGCAUCGGCAAAGCCGAGAUCAUCAUCAGGCUUAGGCAAACUGGACCUCCACAAGUACCAACAGCUCUCCAAAAAAUUGCAUCUACCCCGAAAACGCUCUUUAUUGGUUGGGUUCCCGCAUUCGAUGGCGGUUUUGACCAAACGUUCAUCGUUGAAUACAGGAGCGUGAACCCUUUCAACGAAGGUUUUGCAAAGGAUGGUGUGUCGACCGUAGAAGUCAAGAACACGUCUAGAAUCGAACAGAUCAAGGAUGAUGGAACAGUGACAUGGUUGCUGAGUUACAACCUCACCGGUUUGGCUCCGCUGUCAUCGUACUACUUCCGCCUACGCUCGAAAAAUAAGAAAGGAUUUUCCGACUUCUCGCAGCUAAUUAUCGCUACAACUAACGAUGUCAAUGAGGAUCCGAAUAUGCCUGCUCCUACUGCCUUGCGAUUUGAUAGCAUGCGGAAGUCGGUCACGGUCGAGCCUCGAGCACCUCCCGAUGACUGCACAUUGCUGUACGUGUCUUCUGGCGAUAGUUGGCGUUCAGCAGGAUGCAUCGGACCUGAUCAGGAGAUAACUGACGUACCCGGAGGUGUUCAACUGCGCGCUCGAUUUUGUUCACGUGAACAUGCGCUUCGCUGCUCGAAGCUGUCAUCAAUUCUUGAGACAAGUGCCAUGGGCAGUCCGUGGAGAUUGGCGUUGAUAAUUCCGAUAACAGUUCUGACCUUGCUCGUCGUUCUCAUCUGCGUGCUGAUGGUUCUCUGUUGCCGCACGCGAAACUCUGCAAAGAACUUGAAGAAGGGCAAACCUCUGGAGGCUCCUGUCAUGCCGCAAUCCGAGACGAAGAAUACGGUAGUGCACGGCUCACAGGCCGACAGCGGAGUGUUCACUUUGGAGUCGAACAAGCUAAAGUCUUCGCUUCCUGUGCACAACUAUUCGAGCGACGAAAACGAGACGAUUAUGGAGAAUUGGCCAAAUGACCAACGUGACUUCUCGAAUAGACCCUACAACAGUGAUUCUACUAAUCAUGACCAGGGUGCGAUGCGCAAUCAUGCGGACGGCGACAGUGUGUCAGGAGCAGAAGAUGAGAGCGGGCGUCGGGUAAUACGGGAGAUAAUCGUAUAAGCGGAACGGCAGGCCGCGCUCUCGUAUCGACUUCUCCGCUCGCGGUGACGCGGCGACGGCGAUGGCGCGUCGCUCCGCGCGACUUCCGCCGCUUCCCCACUUCUUCGACGAGCUUCGUUAGUGCUGUACACUCUGAAGCAGUGUCAAUACGUGCUCAAUGCGGGUUCUGCGCUUCUGUCUGUCUUGGUUCUAGUCUCAGCGGCUCGCGCUCACUUUUCCUUCUUCCACCAUUUUAUCUCUCGAGCUGAAUAUUUUGUGCAGUAUAUUGUGUGUGUAUUCUUAUGUCCCUUAACGCUCAACGUUCUCUCGGGUGGUUUUGCUUCGAAUUAUCUCACUUUCCCCUUCCCCCAUCACAGCCAGCUUUAUUUGUCUGGCAAUCUUGUGAAGCAAAGCUUCACACUAUGAUAUUGCGCCACCAUUAGCCUCUAAAUAUUCCCCACUAUUUUGAAAAUAGUUCUUAGACUGCUAUUACUCGUUGAUCUCAGAGUUACAUCGCCUUUCUUUGAACGAGAUUAUCAACACUGUCAAAAUCUAAUUGUUUAUGAGUGCCUUCUCAAUCUGCAGUCGUUGCAGGACUCGAUUUUUCUAUGGUUACUCUUUACAUUUGGAACAUGCAUUUGCAAUAUGAACUCAUAAUGAUUGUAGUUUUAUGCAAUCAAGAUUAUUGUGCAUAAUAGGUGUGAUUGUAUGUAUGUGCGAAUUCUCACAAUGUGAAUAUAUUAUUUCUAGUGCUUUUUGUGUCAUUCCAAAUUCACGGUGAAAAUAGUAGGAGUUUGAAC